Rotaria sp. Silwood2 is the source of this 309-nucleotide messenger RNA. The record is from the annotation of a GenBank genome assembly. Lineage: Eukaryota; Metazoa; Rotifera; Eurotatoria; Philodinida; Philodinidae.
AUGGUUAGACGUAUAGAAGGUACGAUUGACUACGAAAAACGUAGUGAAGUUCUUAAUGAUAAUCACAAGGUUUUAAUUUAUCUCGAUGAUAUGACAUUAACUGAUAUUGCUUCACAAGAUGGUUCGUAUGUUCCAUUUACACUUGAAUAUGAUGAAAAAGAUAUAGAAAAAACAUCGAAUUAUUCAAUACGUGUACGAAUUGUAGCUGAUGGUAAAACACGUUUUAUUACCAGUUCCAAUGUACCUGUGCUUACUAAAGGUUAUGGUGACAUGGUUGAUAUCAAAGUAGAAAAAAUCGAUUUAAUGUAA